AUGCCACCAAAGAAAGGAGCUGCUGUCAAAGCAACAACUGAAGUUGAUACUGAUCAAAAACAACUUCAAAAAAAACAAGACGAAGAAAAUCAACAACCGACCGAAACCGAAGAAUCAAGUCCAAAGAAAGCUAAUACUAAAGCUGGUCAAUCACGAAAGAAAGCUGAAGCUGAAAAACUUCAACAAGAAGCAUCCGGUUUUAUUGAGCGUACAAAUAAAAAAUCUGAAGCAGGUGAAGAUUCAAUUGAAGAAGAUAAUGAUGAUGAACAACCAUCAAAGAAAAAUAAUAAUACAUCAACAAUGCAAAAAAAUGCUGCAUCAGCUGAAGUAAAAGCAACAACUAAAACUACUGCAGGUCGUGGUGGUAAACGACAACCAGCUAAAAAUAUGCCGAAAACUGAUGAACAAAAUGAAGAAGAUCAAGAAAAUGAAAAAACAGUAACUUCUACUAAAGCUCCAGCUAAGGGUAAAGCUGCAGCACAAAAAAAUAAGAAACCCGAAGAAGAAGAACAAAAAGAUGCUGGUACAGGUGAAGAGGAAGAAGUUGAAAAUGAAGCUGAUUCGCCAAGUAAAAAAACAAAAGGUAAACCUGCUCGUAAACAAGCUCAAAAGAAAACUCCUGCUCCAGAAGUUGAAAAUGAAAAUGAACAAAAUGAUGAAAGUGAUACAAAAAAGAAAACAACAACAACAACAACUGCUAAAAAAGGAAAAGCUCCAGGAUCAUCAAAAAAACAAGCAGCAUCUGUUGAAAAAUCUGAAAUUGAAGAAAUUCCUUUAAAUGAUGAUCUUAAAUUAUCGGAAGAUGAAGAAACAACGGAUGAUAAAUCUAAGGCUGCAACAACAAAAAAAGUACCAACAAAACGAUCAGCACCAGCGGCAGGCAAAAAAACUAAUGCUAAAAAGAAAGGACAAAAUGAAGAACCAUUUGAAGAUCAUACAAAUGAUGAGAAAAAUGAAGAAGUUGAAAAUAAUACUGAAGAUGAAGCUUCAGCAGCUAAACAGAAAAAAGGUCGUGCAGCUGACAAAGCUCCAACGUCAACAAGCAAGGCAAAUAGUCGUGGUUGCAAGAGAACAAAAGCUACUUAA
This is a messenger RNA of Rotaria sp. Silwood2, 1086 nucleotides long. NCBI's taxonomy places the organism in Eukaryota, Metazoa, Rotifera, Eurotatoria, Philodinida, Philodinidae. The record is from the annotation of a GenBank genome assembly.